Hyaena hyaena (striped hyena) is the source of this 1390-nucleotide messenger RNA. RefSeq names its product hyaluronan and proteoglycan link protein 2 (gene HAPLN2). Gene Ontology annotation, molecular function: hyaluronic acid binding. Bases 360 to 1373 code for a protein of 337 amino acids. The transcript is spliced from 8 exons. Lineage: Eukaryota; Metazoa; Chordata; Mammalia; Carnivora; Hyaenidae. The record is from RefSeq and is a predicted model, not a curated record. Gene Ontology annotation, biological process: cell adhesion.
GCUGGACAGAAGGGGUCAGGUUUCUUGAAGCAGCUGGAGGUCCUGGAAGUCUGGAUCCCACCUUGAGAGCCCACAGGCAAUGUGCACCCAGGCUCCGGAGAACAGAGGUCUCUGAGCUCCCCGGUAGCUCAUCCGCACACCCCGCGCCCAGCAUCUCCAUACCCAUCAGGCAGUCUGCUCCUUCUCUGGUCCAAGAGCUUCAAGAAGAGACGAGGCACCACAUCCUCCACGUUCUUUCAGGGGCCCUGGCGACUCCUUCACUGGAACCUCUUCUGGGACAAGACGCUGCCAGCCACUGUCGCGCCCGCCCCUGUGAAGACACCGGCUUCUACCAGACGGCGCUGGGCUGACUCCCCACCAUGCCAGGCCCGCUCAGUCUCUGCCGCCUCCUUCUCCCCUGGGCCCUCACCAUCUUCCACAGAGCGCUGGGCGACCUAGCACCCCACCCUGGCCCCCACUACCUCCUGCCCCCCAUCCACGAGGUCAUUCACUCUCGUCGUGGGGCCACGGCCACGCUGCCCUGCGUCCUGGGCGCCCCGCCCCCCAGCUACAAGGUCCGCUGGAGCAAAGUGGAGCCGGGGGAGCUGCGGGAAACGCUGAUCCUCAUCACCAACGGCCUGCACGCCCGGGGCUACGGGCCCCUGGGAGGCCGCGCCCGGAUGCGGCGGGGGCAUCGGCUGGACGCCUCCCUGCUCAUCGCGGGCGUGCGCCUGGAGGACGAGGGCAGGUACCGCUGUGAACUCGUCAACGGCAUCGAGGACGAGAGCGUGGCGCUGACCCUGCGCCUGGAGGGUGUGGUGUUUCCGUACCAGCCCAGCCGCGGCCGGUACCAGUUCAAUUACUACGAGGCGAAACAGGCGUGCGAGGAGCAGGACGGGCGCCUGGCCACCUCGGCCCAGCUGUACCAGGCGUGGACGGAGGGCCUGGACUGGUGCAACGCGGGCUGGCUGCUCGAGGGCGCCGUGCGCUACCCGGUGCUCACAGCGCGCGCCCCGUGCGGUGGCCCCGGGCGGCCGGGGAUCCGCAGCUACGGGCCCCGCGACCGGAAGCGCGACCGCUACGACGCCUUCUGCUUCACUUCGGUGACUGCGGGCCGCGUGUUCUUCGUGCCCGGGCGGCUGACGCUGUCGGAAGCGCACGCGGCGUGCCGGCGGCGCGGGGCCACGGUGGCCAAGGUCGGGCACCUCUACGCCGCCUGGAAGUUCUCGGGGCUGGACCAGUGCGACGGCGGCUGGCUGGCGGACGGCAGCGUGCGCUUCCCCAUCACGUCGCCGCGGCCGCGCUGCGGGGGCCUCCCCGACCCCGGCGUGCGCAGCUUCGGCUUCCCGCGGGCGCAGCAGGCGGCCUUCGGCGCCUACUGCUACUCGGAGUAGGGUCGCCGCGGACCCCG